AUGCCUAAAAAACUAGAAAAUAAUUCUAAUGUAAUUUCAUCAUUUGAUGCACAACAACAACUGAAUGUCGACAUGAAAAAACUUUUAUUAAGUGAAAAAUCAGCUGAUGUUACCAUUCAUGUGGGUCAAAAAUCAUUUCGUGCAAUCAAAGCAAUUCUUGCAGUACGCAGUCCUGUUUUUGCUGCAAUGUUUGAUCAUGAACAAUUCAAAGAAAAUCAAAAAAAUGAAGUUGUCAUUGAUGAUAUUGAUGAAGAUGUUUUCGAAGAACUUUUACAUUGCAUUUAUACUGGUGAAUUAUCAAAAGUUAACAAUAUGCCAAUGGAACUACUUGCUGCUGCUGAAAAAUAUCAGGUUGAUUGUCUUAAAAAACUUUGUGAAGAAAUAAUAUGCGAAACGAUAAAUGUUGAUAAUGUUGCAAGUAUACUUGUUUGUUCUGAUAGAUAUAAUCUUGAAAAACUAAAUAAUAAAUGUUUAAAAUUUAUGAAAGAAAAUUUAGCAGCUAUUAUGUCAAACGAAAAAUUUCAAGUUGCAAAAAAAGAAUAUCCAGAAAUUUUUGUAGGUGUUCUUGGAGAGUUGCUUUUGUUGUAA
This is a messenger RNA of Aphidius gifuensis, 588 nucleotides long. Its product is annotated as speckle-type POZ protein-like B. NCBI's taxonomy places the organism in Eukaryota, Metazoa, Arthropoda, Insecta, Hymenoptera, Braconidae. The record is from RefSeq and is a predicted model, not a curated record. The coding region runs from base 1 to 588 and encodes 195 amino acids. Gene Ontology annotation, molecular function: ubiquitin protein ligase binding. Gene Ontology annotation, biological process: regulation of proteolysis; proteasome-mediated ubiquitin-dependent protein catabolic process. The transcript has a single exon. Gene Ontology annotation, cellular component: cytoplasm.